Molecule: messenger RNA, 828 nt
Organism: Mesocestoides corti
Lineage: Eukaryota; Metazoa; Platyhelminthes; Cestoda; Cyclophyllidea; Mesocestoididae
Source: the annotation of a GenBank genome assembly
AUGAAGCGCGCUAGCAAACGGACUGGAACGAAAUCAUGCGGUGAUAUUGAAGACCUCGCGAAACUCCCCAGCUGGCAGCCUCCCAAGUGGUACGCCACACUAGAGAACAUUCAGCGGAUGCGAGUUCGUCGCAACGCUCCCGUGGACACUAUGGGCUGUGACCAGCUUGCUGAUGAAAGGGCAGAUCCAAAGACGUUUCGACUGCAGACGCUUUUGUCGUUAAUGAUAUCCUCGCAAACCAAGGACGGAGCGACUGCGGGCGCCAUAGAGCGUCUCAAGGAGCACAAUGUGGCCCACCUGGCUGCUCUGCGCAAACUUCCCGAACAGAAACUCGCCCAACUCCUCUACCCUGUCUCGUUCUACAAGACAAAGGCGAAAAACAUUAAAAAGGUUUGUGAAAUUCUGGCAAGUGACUUCGACGGCGAUAUUCCACACAACCUCAAAGACCUGCUCUCUCUACCGGGCGUUGGACCUAAGAUGGCUCACCUAGCUAUGCAGUGCGCCUGGCACGAGGUUACCGGAAUCGGCGUAGACACCCACGUCCACCGAAUAGCCAAUCGCAUUCGUUGGGUCCAGAAGCCCACGAAGACACCUGAGGAGACGCGCAUAGCCCUCGAGAGUUGGCUCCCUCGGGAUCUCUGGGGGGACGUGAAUCACCUGCUGGUUGGAUUUGGCCAACAGAUCUGCCUUCCGGUAAAUCCGAGAUGCUUCGCCUGCAUCAACUCGCCAAUUUGUCCGUCCGCGCGCAAAUCACCGCAGGCUCCCGAUGCGGACUCAGUUGAGAGUGGUCCCAGGAAGGUGGCGAGGCGCAGUGCAGCCAAGAAAUAG